This is a messenger RNA of Diaporthe citri, 693 nucleotides long. RefSeq lists its product as uncharacterized. The coding region runs from base 1 to 693 and encodes 230 amino acids. The record is from RefSeq and is a predicted model, not a curated record. The transcript is spliced from 2 exons. Lineage: Eukaryota; Fungi; Ascomycota; Sordariomycetes; Diaporthales; Diaporthaceae.
AUGUCCGCUCACGCGGGACUCGACUCCUACUCUCCGGAGUAUCUGGCAGAAGACGACAGCCAGAGACUCAUUGACGCAAGUAUUUCUGUCAUAGUCGUUAUAACGAUAGUACUUGCCAUUUUCUUGAUUUCUCGGCUGUUCUGUGCGGAGCGCAAUCACUGGGAGGUUUGGAUUUUAUAUCCCUUAAAUUACCUUCUCUGCCUGGGACUUUGCAUCAAUGGAAUCUUGUUUGUUGAGGUCGGAGGUGCAGGCCGCCAUAUGGUCUACUGGCUGAUCAAUGAUCCGUCGGUCAUCGUGCCGUUUCUCAAGAUCCAAACGUCAGGCGACUUUGUGUAUAUGGCCGGUGUGACCUUCCCCAAGGUGGCGGUCUUGAUCCUGUAUCUCAGGGUCUUUGUCGACCGCAAGGUCCGCAUCGUAACCUGGAUCGUCAUCGGGGUGGUUUUGACCAACUGGGUCGCCAUUGGUAUCAUCGCUGCCUUGGUAACUUGCCAACCAUUCGCUUUCAAAUGGGACAAGACAAUCCAAGGUGGCCACUGUGCAGAUCUAUUGGCCGCCUAUAAAUAUGUCAGUGUUCCAAACAUCCUCACUGAUCUGGCUAUUGCUAUUCUGCCUCUGUCCACUCUCUAUCAUCUGCAGAUGAGUCGAACCCGGAAGAUUGGAGUCUCCUUGACGUUCAUGGCCGGAAGUCUGUAA